GUCUGAGCUCGUCACACAGCGCGAGCGGCAAACUUCGAACUGAGAGAAGUGGGCGGGGCUCCGGGGCCCUAACAGCUGCGGGAACCAAUCUGGAAGCAGUUAAAGCACAGACUUUACAGCAGAGAGCUUGGCGGUCUGAGAGAGAACAGUAUCCAUGGAGUACCAAGAGAUUACCAAUCACCCAGUCGAGUCCUUCACAAAGCAGCUGUCACUAGACAUGGUGUUCCUGUGUAAGAGCUGCAAUACUGUGCUGGGGGACUCGCACAGCUUCUGCGGGACACAUGAUAGACUGCAAGUCAUAAUCUUCCCAAGAGUUACUGAUAAUGUGAUUGUGGAAACAGGACUGCAUUUAUUUAUGGACGGUAACAUGAGCGGUUGUGCCUAUUAUCUCUUGCUCUGUAAACAUUGCAAAACCAACCUUGGCUUCAGCCUCUAUACGGCAUCGAGAGCUUUUGCCUGCCUGCGAGGGUUAUUUUGCAUCGAAAAAGAGAAGCUGAUCUGCUAUAUUUUAAAAUCCACGAAAAUAUGUCCAGGAUCACGUAUGAAUAUUAAACAGCUACCCCUUGGGGGACAUAUAAUGAAGCUGAAAAAGGAGUUGGUAAAUCUACAUGUUCAGAUAGAGCUCCUGUCUUCCCAGCUGGAGGAAUCUGAGAAGGCAAGAGAAAAAUCUUCAGAACCGCUUCCUAUCUCCUGGGGAAAAAAUGCAACUGAAGAGGCAGUGAAAUGAAUGAUUUAUGUGGCAAAUAUCCACACUCUUAUAAUUAGUCAAGCUUGUUCUUGAAGGGGCACUAUUGUUCAUUGUAAAUGUUCUUAAGCAGAGCGAUUGUCGUGGCUCUCUUGGCACAUACAGCCUACUGCAGCUUGGAUAAUGUAGAAGUGAACUAACGUAUUGCUUUUUGAUGAUAUUGGCUUGCUCAGAAUGCUAGGGUAGCUAUUAGCAGGGUUGCUGGCAAAGCAGUUUUUUUUCCCUCAAACUGCUCCUAAACCAAGCAUCCAAAAAAACUCUUCUUCACAAACACUUGGCCAUUAGCUGCAGAGGUGAAGGUGCCCCUUUAUUCUUGUUAAGAUAUAUUUAUGUUAUGCUGUGUUAUAAGAAACGCCCAGAACUGUGCAUAAACUAUUAUGGCGAUAGUUUUAGGAUUGUAUUUCAUGCUUUGUUACGUUCAGUUAUGCCUUAAAUCAGGGGUGCCCAAACAAUUGGUCAUCAGAUGUCUUAGAACUACAGCUUCCAUGAUUCUUUGUCAUUGUAAAGUAUUCUAAAGUCAUGCAAAGCAUCAUGGUAGUUGUAGUUCUCCAACAUCUGGGGAUCUACCUUCUGGGCAUCCCUGCCUUAAAAUAACACUCCAAGCCCACUGUACCUACCAUCCCACAGUAAGUAGACAAUAUAUUUUUAGUACAGUUUGACAUUUUACCUGGGACCUGCGCCUCAUCUGCUCUUCUCCUGCAAAAUAAAGCACAGCUGAUCCAGGGCUGAGACCACAGUUCUGCAUCUCUGUCUUUUGCUCUACAGAGAAUCUGGAUUGUCUUGCAGAAGAAGAUUGGGUGCAGGUGCCCAACAGGACCCUGGUAAGUUGUCACAUUAAAAUGGUUUGAUUACUUACUGUGGGAUGGAACCAGCGCACUCUUAACCACUAGAGCCCACUGCAGUGGUUGUGGUGGCAGGAGUGCUUUGAUGUCUUCCCAGAGUGGGAGAGUGCCAUGAUUUUACUUCUUACUGAGUCUG
This is a messenger RNA of Pelobates fuscus (common spadefoot toad), 1723 nucleotides long. It is a transcript of the gene OIP5, whose product is annotated as Opa interacting protein 5. Gene Ontology annotation, cellular component: chromatin; nucleus; chromosome, centromeric region. The record is from RefSeq and is a predicted model, not a curated record. Gene Ontology annotation, biological process: CENP-A containing chromatin assembly; chromosome segregation. The coding region runs from base 155 to 727 and encodes 190 amino acids. The transcript has 6 exons. NCBI's taxonomy places the organism in Eukaryota, Metazoa, Chordata, Amphibia, Anura, Pelobatidae.